AAAACAGUUUCCCAGCCCACUUUUCGUUGUAAUACAUAGAUUCGAUACAUAGCAUUUUUUCGCUUAUUUGGACGUACUUCUCAGCGUUCUAUACAUAAAGAAUCUCAUCCGUUGAGGUGCAGAAGGGUUCGGACCUUUCUUUUUUUGCUUCCGUACUUUCUCUCGUGACUUUGAAGCUAUAUAAGUAGGUUGAGGAGAAUUGCCUUCUUCUGAACAAACUUCGAUAACUUCCUCCUUCAAAAAAUAAACCUCAUCAUUCGACUUAAGCUUGCGCUGAAUUCAGAUUACUUUUAUAGGACGCUUUGAUUUCUGUCUCACACUUCAAAUAUCAAAUAUCAUUGGAUUGCAAUAGUCUGUCGUAUUUCUCUAUAGCAAUUCUGUUUUACUAAACAACACCAUGAACAACCAAAUCAUGGCCAAUAACCGAGUAGAGGUGUGCGAUGCUUUCAUCUUGAACGCGACCUCAUCUCUCAAUCUCGAUCAAAAACCCACGGACAACGAGGACAGUAGUAGCUCAUGCCCCUCUAAUUCAAUGGACUUCGAUACGCCACCGAGCUCUCGUACUUCGACCCCAUUCAACUCUCCAUCAGUAGUAGAAGUUUGGGAGGACGACGAGAUGAUCGAAUUUGAGUUUUCUCCAAUCCACCCUGAAACGAGGUUCAGCACUAGUACCCAUCAGACCAAAGAGAAAGAUCAACACGAGAUCGAUACAUUACAAGGCGAAUACCUUCCAUACUUUUUCAGUUUAACUCGUGAAGAACGUAAAAUGAUUAGAGAAUCUGUUCAGAGACCUUCUUUGGCGCGAUUUGAGUGUGAUGAAGAUUUCAGUGACUUGUGGUCCUAUAAACCAUAGUGUAUGCGUUUCAUCACUAUGUACCAAUCAAAACCCGUUUCCAUUUCAUUCAUUCUGCUGCCAUCAUAACAAAAUAUGACCUAGCUUAGAUUUCCAGACAUUCCUUCUAUUGCUUUUAUCAUACUAUCAUUCUUUACUCUCUUACUGUCCUGUCUGAGCACAGUCUUUCUCUCUUUUUUUUGAAAAAAUUCAAUCUGGUCGUUGGAUUGUUGUAAACUUGCUAUGCUUUCUUUCUCUAUCUCUUUCUUUCUUUUAUUUUACUAUCUCCUGCAGUCAGCCGACAAUCAUUUUUCUCUUUGAUUCCUACCCAAGGAAAUUUGUUUUACUUUUCAUUCACUAUGUCGUUGGUCUGUAGAUCGGCAACGUUCCUGUGGUCGGUUUCUGUUUUACUAAUCCUCUACAUGUAUCAGAGCGGCGCAAGUUAUGUAGACGAUUGAUUUAUAAAAGUCUCAAGGUGUUCUAUCUUAACAAAAACCUCAUCAGCGAGUUCUGUCCCGAUCAAUGAGCCUUUGAUUCUUACAUGGUCACAUUCUUUCAUCUGUACUACAACCUCACUUCUGGAAAACCUUGACCGAGUUGAAUAAUUCACAAACUUUUACCAUUGG
Molecule: messenger RNA, 1458 nt
Organism: Melampsora larici-populina 98AG31
Lineage: Eukaryota; Fungi; Basidiomycota; Pucciniomycetes; Pucciniales; Melampsoraceae
Exons: 3
Coding region: 398-853 (151 amino acids)
Source: RefSeq, a predicted model, not a curated record